Molecule: messenger RNA, 1683 nt
Organism: Athalia rosae (coleseed sawfly)
Lineage: Eukaryota; Metazoa; Arthropoda; Insecta; Hymenoptera; Athaliidae
Product: TIP41-like protein
Exons: 6
Coding region: 183-1139 (318 amino acids)
Biological process (GO): TOR signaling
Cellular component (GO): cytosol
Source: RefSeq, a predicted model, not a curated record
UGAGAUAGUGGUUGCAUUGGAAUCAUCUGUCAGCGCUAUUUUACUUGCAGCAUUCCGAAAUAACGCAGUCAAUCGUCCAAAUUCGAAUGGGCCGGUGGUUUAUCAAAUAUUAAUGGGAACUGAUGAUUCCCUGUAUGUUUCAAUUUUUUUACAACACGUGAUUCUACGUGCACAUCACAAAGAUGACAACAGUGAAAAUUCAUGGAGGCAUCGAUAUCCUUCGCCUUCCUGUUAAUCAAGAGGAACAUACAUUUCCUCCCUGGUAUUUGAAAUACACACAAUCUCACAUUCUCCAUUCUAAAUGCUCCCGCAGCACAAAUGCUUGUGGAGACAAUGAUGUAGAUGCAUGCCAAUUCUGUGUGUUCAACAGAACCCUGGAUCUUCCUCAUAUGCCUGAUAUGGUGUUUCCAAACAAUGUAUUAACUUUAAAGUACAAUGACAAAGCUGUCAUAGAAUUUAAUGCUCUAGAUGCGCUCAGACGAGUGUCUAAUGGAAAAAUUAAUCUUCAGUUAGCUUGUGCAGAAGCCUGGAAAGAGUCUAGGUCAGAAAGCAGUGAAUAUCUCGAAGAGAAAAUAAAACCUUUUGACUGGACGUUCACAACAGAUUACAUGGGGACCAUGACUGGUUUUGUUGUGGAGGAAACGAUUGAUAAAAUUGAUGUGAACAAACUAAAGCAGAAAGAAAAAAUUUUGUUCUAUCACGACCUAACACUAUUUGAAGAUGAACUACAUGAUAAUGGAAUCGCUGUUUGUUCUGUAAAAAUUCGAGUAAUGCCAAGCAGUUUCUUUGUCCUUUUGCGAUAUUUUCUAAGAGUGGACAAUGUCAUGCUCAGAAUAAAUGAUACAAGACUUUUCUAUGAGUUUGGUCAGGACUUCUUGUUACGUGAAUUUACAUCCAGAGAAGCCAAAGUUCAAGACUUGCAUGUACCGCCUGUACUUUUUACCGAACCUAAUGAAAUAGCUCAAUACUUACCCAUAAUUGUGAACAAAUCACACAAGUUAACUAUCCCUGCAAUAUUUGUUGAAACUCUGCCACAAAACAGGCCAACGGAUGUUGAUAAACAAAGUGAACCAACUUCGACUUCAGAGAAUACACGUGAUCCUGCUAUAAGUUCAUCAAGCAACGACACUAAAGAUUAGAAAAUAUCUAUUAAAAUGGUGCCACGUGUCUUAUUUGAUAAUUGAUUAAAGUCAUCAUCAGAACAAGGAAAAAUUUGGAUACCAAGUGUCCAAAAUCAAAUAAAUCAAGUGUUGAAGGAAGUGAUCCUGUGGCUUCUAUCCAUCACCAUCAAUGGAUUUACAUCUCAUAUCAUGUUACUUUGUUUCACAUCAGGUAAACAUGUAUAUACUCAGUUCACUGUUAAUAAAAUCUCAAUCGUACUUGUCACUAUUUAACUUGAAUAAUUUCCUCAUAAUUGAGUUACAUUAACGUAAGUCAUUGUGUCAACUAAGAAACUCACACAAAUCGUUGUAGAAGCAUAUUAUCGAAUAAUAGAAUAUCUGUUUAUUAUAGAUUUAUUUCAAUUGUCAGAAUUAUAAAUACAUCAUUAUCAUUUUGGCCAGGGCUUGAAUUCUCAUCCCUCUCUUGAUUUGUAACUUAUUUGCUAUUUGCUCAGUGUUACAUUGGCCAUCGCUAAAAAAAUUUAUUUGUACCAUCGAAAAAAUAAAAUACAUAAUAAAGUAA